AUUGCUAUUACCAUUAGCUGCUUUUCAAGUUCAAGUCCAAGUCCAACCUAAACCCAUACAUUGCUUGAUAAAUACAUAAAGUCAGCUACUACAGCAAUGUCGUGGGCAAAGUUGGCAUCUCCUACAGCGACUCUACCUGCUGUUGCUGCAACUCUAGAAGAAGGUUUUUUUGGAAUGACUGCACCAUCUGCUGUUGAAGCAGAUUUCACAAAACCUACUCUCAAAGUAGCCAGUGUAUCCUUGUCAGAUACUUCUUCUUCAGACACUUUACAUACCUUGCAUACUUUUGAGCCUACUAUUUCCGCAGAAUCAGCUAAUGACCUAGUAGCAGAUGAUGACGAGUCAUGUCUUGAGGAAGGAGAAAUUCGUGAGGAAAAGGUGGAUAGUCCUGCAAGCACUAAUUUCAAACCAAAGGAAGAAUCGGAAAAGCCAUUUGUUCCUGCUCCACCACCAACAGUCAAUAUAUGGGCUGUCCGACUUGAAAAACAGCAGCUUCAAGGUCAACCUUCCCCUGCUGGUAGUCGUUCUGAACCACAGCCAGUCAGUAGUACUACUGGAUCCAGUAUCACCAGUGUACCAUCUACUCGAAAACAACGAUCAACUAUAGGACGAGAAACUCCAUCUGAAAAAAAGAAUGUCGUGUCUGAAAAUUCCACAUCAGGCAGCAGUAACAAGUCUUCCACUGUCGAUCAGGAUGGUUUUGUUGCAGUAACCAACAGAAAAUCGUUUCAGUCAAAAUCUUCAAAUACCAAACUUGCAUCUUCUGGUGGAUCUGGUGCUGUUCGUAAACACGCACCAAAAGCAUCUUCCGCUAAACCAAAAACCGCCAUCGCAUCUUCUACAUCAACGGCUGUUUCAGCACCAUCUGCUUCCCUGACUGCCCAUCCUACUCUAGCGACAUCCACUCCUGUUCUUGGUACCGAAUCAAUUUCCACUGCAGUUAUUGCACCUGCAGAUGAUGCUGCUACAAUAAGUAAACGCGAAGCUGCCAAGAUUGUGCAAACUGCUGCUCGUAGUGUGAACUUGUUGGAAAAGCAAAAUAUGCCUGAGCCAGCUUCAAAUAAAAUUAUCCUGGAUUCAUGGCCCACUCUCAAUGACUCGAUCACAGCUGCCUCGGAUGAAUCAGCUGGAUCUGUUGCUUCAGGGAGUGCAAGUAGUUUGCAUGAUCAGCAACCCACCUCUUCAUCGACUUCAUCUGCCUCUACUAUCGUUGCAGGAAAACGUCAAGGAUGGUCAAAAUUAGAUGUUCAGAUCUGCUUCAAUGCUGCUCCCUCGUCCAUGGGACGUGCUUCCGGCUCCAAAUCUGCUAGUCGAUCUGGUGGCUUUGAAAAGCGAGACGCUGGUCAUAGGGGAAAUGGACAUCGACAUGAAAAACAAGAUGUCCAUGCAUCUGCUGAUACUAUGGCCAGUAAGUCACUCAAAGACUCACAUUCUAGAUCACGAUCAGCUCAGACUUUCAAAACUGGUGCUGAUGAACGGUCUCGUUCUGGAUCAGUUGUGUCUGCUUCUUCAUACGCUUCACAAGCUAUCACUACCCAUACAACGACUGAUUUGACUUCUCAGCAACCGGUGAAUACCAACAAUUCGAAUCAUAGCCAAGGCGGAGCCCGAAAUAGUGGAUCUCGUCAACAUCGUUCUGCAGCCCGUGGUCAGCGUGCAUCUUCUACGCAAACCUUGUCUGCAGCGACUACAUCGUCAUCUAGUGGCCGCCAAUUCCGCAACGCAGGAUCAAAUGCCAACGCGCAGCGUCAUGGAAACAAUUCAUACAGCCGCAAUAAUCGCACUGAAAACUAUAACAUGUACUAUCCUGGUACACCUGUAGACCCCAGUAGUGUGGAUCUUCCCACAAUUACAUGGCUGGUUCGUACACAGGUAGAAUACUACUUCUCUGUUGAGAAUUUGUGUCGCGAUGUUUAUUUUCGUAGCAAAAUGGAUAGUGAAACCGGCACCGUUCCUAUUAGUGUUAUUUCCGGAUUCAACAGAGUUAAAUCCUUGGUUGCUGCCACAUAUUUCAAAUUACAUACACUGGAGCAGUCUCCUACUGUUGGUGCUAAUCAAGUAACAUCUACAUCUGAUGUCAAACUUGAGAGUACAAGUAAAGAUACAUUGACUGCUUAUCCAGUCACUAUAGACUAUAAUUCUCAAGAGUACAAUGAUUGGUCGGUAAAGUUUUUGAUUUCAGCUCUUGAAAACAGUGAAAUUGUCGAGGUAAUUACCGAUAAAGUGGACGAACCAUUGCUUCGCUGUCUUGAAAACUGGGCCAUGUGGGUGCUUCCUGCAAAUAUUCAGUUGCCCGUCACUUUCCUACCAACACAGCAUAAACCUAUGGACAAUGCUGCUGUUGAAACCUCGACUGCUUCUACCGAGGGUAUUGCAGUGGAGCCUCCUGCUCUUGUACCCACAGUUUCGACUCUACCUCAAUCUCUUGAUGUGACUGACAAAACCACCACGCCUUUACCCUCUCUCACAAUUUCCACAGCCGAUCAAUCUGAUGCAUCAAUUGUUCCCGAUUUGAAAACUGGCGAGGAUGAGGGUUGGUCAUCGGUUUCUCGUAAACGUCGUGGUAGCAAAGUUUCUUUUGCAGAUUCUUUUCCAGCGAGUGCUGCUUCACCGUCUCUUUCAUCUCCAGCCAUAAGAAGCGCUGCUGUCAAUUGCACUCAUAACGAUGACGAUUUGUUCGAGUUUGAUGACAACGAAGAUUGGGCCAAGCCUCCAGAGCGUGAUGUUCCCCGCAUUGAGCAUGAUCAUUUUGACGAGCUUGAGGACGACGACUUGGAUUCUCUGAUGAUUGUUACUCAGCGAUUUGGAGACUCUAGCUCCACAACUAUCAACGGAGCUACCAAGCCUAUAGCUAAUGGACACAGUAACACGAUGACUUCUGGAAGUGUUGGUACCAGUACAUCUUCAUCAGUGCAUGCUCGUCAAAACAUGCCUCCUCGCAAGCAUGCUACUACACCGUACAAUCGAUCCCACAACGAUUGUGAUAUUGUAGAUAUGAUUAAUGAAGGAUUGUUUAUGUAUGAACGAUCAGUGGCCAAGGGUACUUCAAAAAGCUCACUGCUUUCCCAAAGCAACGGAUUUGGACAACAAGGCAAGGUGGGAUCAAUCAAGAGUGAGGUGUUUACUUCGAUGCAAGAGUCGCUGAAAAGUACUUCACCUGCUCACAGUGUCCCUAAACCUGUCAGUAUCAAACCUCGCCGUAUGUAUGAGGGCUUCACUGCAUCUUCUCCUCCAGUUGGUUGGAUGAUGCAGUCUGUUACUGAUGCUGUUGCUGCGUUAUCGUCAUCUCCGCGUUUGGCUGCUUCGCCGCGCAUGUCUGUUUCGGCUUCUCGCUCAGUUGAACUCGUGGUUCCUGGAAAUCACUCUGUUGCUGCAACUCCAGCUUCGUUUAAAGAGUUUACUCCUUUCCAGCAUCCUAGUUACGAGCUGCUAAAAAAUAACGGAUUCGUACAGCAAAAAUACACUAAAUUCCAUGCCAAAGCCGUUCGUGAUCGCAAAACACGCGGUCCUGGACUUUCACAUGAGAUGAAUACCCUCUAUCGAUUUUGGUCCCAUUUCUUACGCGAACGCUACAACAGCAAAAUGCUGACAGAGUUUAAGCGUCUUGCUGUUGAGGAUGCCAAAGCAGGGUACCGCUAUGGCAUUGAAUGUUUAUUCCGAUUUUAUUCUUACGGUUUAGAGAAUUCAUUUCGCUCUGAUCUGUUUAAAGAAUUUCAAGUUCUUGUUCGUGACGACUAUUGUGUUACCAAGCAUAUUUACGGUCUUGAAAAGUUUUGGGCAUAUCUAUUUUAUCGCAAGGAUAAAGUUGAGCGUCCCAACAUUGAAGCCAACAUUUUACCUGAACUAAAGCAAGCCUUGUCACAGUUCAAAACUGCUGAUGAUUUCAAAAAAAUGCGUCCCCCUAGGCCUGAAAAACCUCAUUGGCAACACAGUAAUAGGAAUCAUGCUCACCAAGGCACUGGUAGCGGCUCAAUGCGUGAUGUGUCUAAACGUGGAUAAAGAUGAUCUUUUAUUCACAAUCAAGCCUACAUAUUUUGCAUUUCUACAGUUUAUAACCAUCACUUUGAUUUCUACAAUGAUUGUGUUACUGACUACUUUGCUCCAAUUACAGUUCUAUUCUCUCUGUUGGUUUCCUUUCAAUAUCUUUCUACUUGACACUUAAAUCCGCUUUUUUCUGAAUGGUUUUUAUUGAAUUCUUGUUUGACUUCAAAUAAAAAUGUAUUUUAGG
Batrachochytrium dendrobatidis JAM81 is the source of this 4228-nucleotide messenger RNA. RefSeq lists its product as uncharacterized. Gene Ontology annotation, cellular component: cytosol; cytoplasmic stress granule. The coding region runs from base 97 to 3999 and encodes 1300 amino acids. The transcript is spliced from 3 exons. Gene Ontology annotation, biological process: positive regulation of translation; mRNA stabilization. Lineage: Eukaryota; Fungi; Chytridiomycota; Chytridiomycetes; Rhizophydiales. The record is from RefSeq and is a predicted model, not a curated record. Gene Ontology annotation, molecular function: RNA cap binding.